Betta splendens (Siamese fighting fish) is the source of this 7088-nucleotide messenger RNA. RefSeq names its product myosin-10. Bases 374 to 6406 code for a protein of 2010 amino acids. Gene Ontology annotation, molecular function: ATP binding; cytoskeletal motor activity; actin filament binding. The transcript has 42 exons. Lineage: Eukaryota; Metazoa; Chordata; Actinopteri; Anabantiformes; Osphronemidae. The record is from RefSeq and is a predicted model, not a curated record. Gene Ontology annotation, cellular component: myosin complex.
CGUCCAUCGCACGCGCACCUGGGGGGGUUUAAAGGCGUCCAGCACAAAAAUGUCCUCUACUGAGUUGUUGUGACGGGUCAAACCGUCGGUUCUAAGUCUGGAUCAGUUCUCAGGUGGAUCCAGAGGCUCCUGAGCCGCACGGUCACUGUGCGUGAACACAGUCCAUAGGCGGGAGCACCGCGGCCCGCUCCGCUCGCUGAGACCCCCCCCCCGCGCAGAGGCGGCCCCGAGCGGGGCUCAGCGGAGCGCAGACGCACGCUGCAUUUCAAUCGUGUGCAGCCGCUAGUCGCGUUACCAGCUCGGUGAACAGGACCCGACCGCUGCGCCGCUCACUUCCCAGGUGGCCACGUUGCUCUGGUAAACCCCAGAUAAUAUGUCGCAUCGGAGUGGGCAAGAGGACCCGGAGCGGUACCUGUUUGUGGACCGGGCCGUGGUGUACAACCCAGCCACCCAGGCCGACUGGACCGCCAAGAAGCUGGUGUGGGUGCCCUCCGAGCGCCACGGCUUCGAGGCAGCCAGCAUCCGAGAGGAGAGAGGCGAGGAGGUGCUGGUGGAGCUGGCAGAGAACGGCAAGAAGGUGGUGAUCAACAAGGACGACGUUCAGAAGAUGAACCCGCCCAAGUUCAGCAAGGUGGAGGACAUGGCGGAGCUCACCUGCCUGAACGAGGCCUCUGUGCUGCACAACCUGAAGGACCGUUACUACUCUGGACUCAUAUACACAUACUCUGGCCUCUUCUGUGUGGUCAUCAACCCGUACAAGAACCUGCCCAUCUAUUCAGAGAACAUCAUUGAGAUGUACAGAGGGAAGAAGAGGCACGAGAUGCCUCCACACAUCUACGCCAUUUCAGAGACGGCGUACCGCUGCAUGCUCCAAGAUCGUGAGGACCAAUCGAUCCUUUGCACAGGUGAAUCAGGCGCUGGCAAGACUGAGAACACCAAGAAGGUCAUCCAGUACCUGGCCCACGUUGCCUCCUCCCACAAAGGACGCAAAGACCACAACAUUCCUCCCGAAUCUCCCAAAGCGUUCAAGCUACAGGGUGAGCUGGAGCGCCAGCUCCUGCAGGCCAACCCCAUCCUGGAGUCGUUUGGCAAUGCCAAGACGGUGAAAAACGACAACUCCUCUCGCUUUGGGAAGUUCAUCAGGAUUAACUUUGAUGUCACAGGCUACAUCGUUGGUGCCAAUAUUGAAACCUACCUUCUGGAGAAGUCGAGGGCGAUCAGACAGGCCAAAGAUGAACGGACCUUCCACAUUUUCUACCGUCUGCUGGCAGGAGCUGGAGAACAUCUUCGCACCGACCUGCUCCUCGAAGGCUUCAACAACUACCGCUUCCUGUCUAACGGUAACAUUCCCAUCCCUGGGCAGCAGGACAAGGAGAACUUCCAGGAGACAAUGGAGGCCAUGCACAUCAUGAGCUUCUCUCAUGACGAGAUAAUCUGUAUGUUGAAGAUAGUCUCUGCAGUGUUGCAGUUUGGCAACAUUGUCUUUAAGAAAGAGAGAAACACGGAUCAGGCCUCGAUGCCCGAAAACACAGCUGCACAGAAACUCUGCCACCUUCUUGGAAUGAACGUGAUGGAAUUUACGAGAGCGAUCCUCACCCCGAGGAUCAAAGUGGGACGAGACUACGUUCAGAAGGCACAGACCAAAGAGCAGGCCGACUUUGCUGUUGAAGCUCUGGCCAAGGCCACGUAUGAGCGCCUGUUCCGCUGGUUGGUCCACCGCAUCAACAAGGCCCUGGACAGGACCAAGCGGCAGGGGGCGUCAUUCAUCGGCAUCCUGGACAUCGCCGGCUUUGAGAUCUUUGAGCUGAACUCCUUCGAGCAGCUGUGCAUCAACUACACCAACGAGAAGCUGCAGCAGCUCUUCAACCACACCAUGUUCAUCCUGGAGCAGGAGGAGUACCAGAGGGAGGGCAUCGAGUGGAGCUUCAUCGACUUCGGCCUGGACCUGCAGCCCUGCAUCGACCUCAUAGAGCGGCCGACCAACGCUCCAGGUAUUCUGGCUCUGCUGGACGAGGAGUGCUGGUUUCCCAAGGCCACGGAUAAGACCUUUGUAGACAAGGUGCUGCAGGAGCAGGGAACACACACCAAGUUUCAGAAACCACGUCAGCUCAAGGACAAAGCUGACUUCUGCAUCAUUCACUACGCGGGGAGGGUGGACUAUAAAGCUGAUGAAUGGCUGAUGAAGAACAUGGAUCCGCUCAAUGACAACGUGGCCACGCUGCUGCACCAGUCCACCGACAAGUUUGUGGCUGAGCUUUGGAAAGACGACAUUCAGACGUUUCAGAGAGCCUCUUUCUAUGACAAUGUGUCUGGGCUCCAUGAAGCUCCAGUCGACCGGAUCGUGGGUCUGGACCAGGUUGCAGGUAUGAAUGAAACAGCGUUCGGUGCUGCCUACAAGACCAAGAAGGGCAUGUUCCGCACCGUGGGGCAGCUCUACAAGGAGCAGCUUUCUAAGCUCAUGGCCACGCUGAGAAACACCAACCCCAACUUCGUCCGCUGCAUCAUCCCCAACCAUGAGAAACGGGCAGGAAAACUGGACCCCCACCUGGUUCUGGACCAGCUGAGGUGUAACGGUGUUCUGGAGGGGAUCCGUAUCUGCAGACAGGGCUUCCCCAACCGCAUCGUCUUCCAGGAGUUCAGACAGAGGUAUGAGAUCCUCACUCCUAACGCCAUUCCUAAAGGCUUCAUGGAUGGAAAGCAGGCCUGCGAGAGGAUGAUUCAAGCCCUGGAACUGGACGGGAACCUGUUCCGCAUUGGCCAGAGUAAAAUCUUCUUCAGAGCCGGAGUCCUGGCCCACCUGGAGGAGGAGAGGGACCUGAAGAUCACCGACAUCAUCAUUUACUUCCAAGCUGUCUGUCGAGGAUACCUGGCUCGCAAGGCCUUUGCAAAGAAGCAGCAGCAGCUCAGUGCUUUGAAGGUUCUCCAGAGGAACUGUGCUGCCUACUUGAAGCUGCGUCACUGGCAGUGGUGGAGACUCUUCACCAAGGUAAAGCCUUUGCUGCAAGUGACCAGGCAGGAAGAGGAGAUGCAGGCUAAAGAUGAGGAGCUGGUCAAGGUGAAGGAGAAACAGACCAAGGUGGAGGGAGAGCUGGUGGAGAUGGAGAGGAAACACCAGCAGUUAAUGGAGGAGAAGAACAUCCUAGCAGAGCAGCUGCAGGCAGAGACAGAACUGUUUGCAGAGGCCGAGGAGAUGAGGGCUCGUCUGGCUUCUAAAAAGCAAGAGCUGGAAGAAAUCCUUCAUGACUUGGAGUCCAGGCUGGAGGAAGAAGAGGAGAGGACUCAGAGUCUACAGAACGAGAAAAAGAAGAUGCAGUCCCAUGUCCAGGACCUGGAGGAGCAGUUGGAUGAGGAGGAGGCUGCCAGGCAGAAGCUGCAGCUGGAGAAGGUGACAGCUGAGGCCAAAAUGAAGAAGUAUGAAGAGGACAUUCUGCUCCUAGAGGACCAGAACUCCAAGUUUCACAAGGAAAAGAAGUUGCUGGAGGACCGAAUUAAUGAGAUGACCUCGAUGCUUACUGAGGAGGAAGAGAAGGCCAAGAACCUGGGAAAGGUUAAGAACAAGCAGGAGAUGAUGAUGGUCGAUUUGGAGGAGAGACUAAAGAAGGAGGAAAAGACCCGUCAGGAGCUUGAGAAGGCGAAAAGGAAGCUGGAUGGGGAAACAUCAGACUUCCAGGAUCAGAUCGCUGAGCUGCAGGCACAGAUAGAGGAGCUUAAAGUGCAGCUCAUGAAGAAAGAAGAAGAGCAGCAGAUGAUGCAGGCGAGAGGAGAGGAAGAGAUUGGCCAGAAGAAUAAUGCUCUGAAGCAGCUGAGGGAGCUGCAGGCCCAGCUUUCAGAACUGCAGGAGGACCUUGAGUCUGAGAAACAGGCCCGAAACAAGGCAGAGAAACUGAAGCGGGAUUUGAGUGAAGAGCUCGAGGCCCUAAAGACCGAACUGGAGGACACCCUGGAUACAACUGCUGCACAGCAGGAGCUGAGGACCAAGCGUGAGCAAGAGGUGGCAGAGUUAAAGAAAGCUAUUGAAGAGGAAACUAAGAACCAUGAGGCUCAGAUCCAGGAGAUGCGGCAGAGGCACGGAACAGCUUUAGAAGAGCUGUCUGAACAGCUGGAGCAGGCCAAGCGGUUCAAGGCCAACCUGGAAAAGACCAAGCAGAGCCAGGAGACUGCAAACAAGGAGCUGGCCAGCGAGGUCAAGAGUCUGCAGCACGCAAAGUCUGAGUCGGAACACAAGAGGAAGAAACUGGAGGCACAGCUGCAGGAGUUCAUGGCCAGAGUCACAGAGGGAGAGAGAGCCAAGGGGGAGCUGGGCGAGCGCACACACAAGCUACAGACCGAGCUGGACAACGUGUCUGCCCUGCUGGAAGACGCAGAAAGGAAGGGCAUCAAAAUGGCCAAAGACUUCUCUGGACUAGAGAGUCAGCUACAAGACACACAGGAGCUGCUCCAGGAGGAGACUCGGCAGAAACUGAACCUCAGCAGCCGCAUACGUCAGCUCGAAGAGGAGAAGAACACUCUGCAGGAGCAGCAGGAGGAGGAUGAGGAGGCACGCAAGAACCUGGAGAAACAGCUGUUAAACGUGCAGGCUCAGCUCUCAGAGAGUAAGAAGAAGCUGGAGGAUGACGUUGGCGCAAUCGAGGGCUUGGAGGAGACGAAAAAGAAGCUGGUCAAGGACCUGGAACUGGCCAAUCAGCAUUUAGAAGAGAAGAGCAUCGCCUUCGAAAAGAUGGAGAAGACAAAGACUCGUCUGCAGCAGGAGCUGGAUGAUCUGACUGUGGACCUGGAUCACCAAAGACAGAUUGUUUCCAACCUGGAGAAGAAGCAGAAGAAGUUUGAUCAGAUGCUGGCGGAAGAAAAGAGCAUCUCAGCUCGUUAUGCUGAAGAGCGCGACCGCGCUGAAGCCGAGGCCAGAGAGAAGGAGACCAAAGCUCUGUCCAUGACCAGAGCGCUGGAUGAGGCGCUCGAGGCCAAAGAGGAGCUGGAGAGGAUCAACAAGCAGCUUCGGUCUGAAAUGGAAGAUCUGAUGAGCUCUAAGGACGACGUGGGCAAGAAUGUCCAUGAGCUGGAGAAGUCCAAGCGCACUUUGGAGCAGCAGCUAGAGGAGAUGAAGACGCAGCUGGAGGAGCUGGAGGAUGAGCUGCAGGGCACGGAAGAUGCUAAACUCCGCCUGGAGGUCAACAUGCAGGCCAUGAAGGCCCAGUACGAACGAGACCUGCAGGGUCGGGACGACCAGAACGACGAGAAGAAGAGAGCCCUGGUCAAGCAGGUGCGGGAGAUGGAGGCGGAGCUGGAGGAUGAGAGGAAGCAGAGAGCUCUGGCUGUAGCCACCAAGAAGAAACUGGAGAUGGAUCUGAAGGACAUAGAGAGUCACAUAGAAGGGGCCAACAAGGCUCGAGACGAGGCCAUCAAGCAGCUGCGCAGGUUACAGGCCCAAGUCAAGGACUACCAGAGGGAGCUGGAAGACGCCCGGGCCUCCAGAGAUGACAUCUUCGCCUUGUCCAAGGAAAACGAGAAGAAACUCAAGAGUCUAGAAGCUGAGAUUGUGCAGCUACACGAGGAUCUGGCAGCGUCUGAAAGGGGCCGACGUCACGCAGAACAGGAACGGGAUGAGCUGCAGGAUGAAAUCUCUAACAGCACCUCUGGAAAGUCUGCUCUGAUGGACGAGAAGCGCAGGCUGGAGGCUCGUAUCGCACAGCUGGAGGAGGAGCUGGAGGAGGAGCAGGGCAACAUGGAGCUGCUCAAUGACCGCUUCAGAAAGACGGCCAUGCAGGUGGACACCAUGACCACAGAGCUGAGUGCAGAGCGCAGCACCGCCCAGAAGAGCGAAAACGCUCGGCAGCAGCUGGAGCGACAGAACAAGGAGCUGCGAGCUAAACUGGGCGAGCUGGAGGGUUCUGUGAAGAACAGAUUCAAGGCCUCCAUCACUGCGCUGGAGGCCAAGAUAGCACAGCUGGAGGAGCAGCUGGAGCAGGAGGCAAAGGAGCGCGCAGCAGCCAACAAGAUGGUGCGGAGGACAGAGAAGAAGCUGAAGGAGAUCUGCAUGCAGGUGGAGGACGAGCGUCGCCAUGCCGACCAGUUUAAAGAGCAGCUGGAAAAGGCCAACUCCCGCAUGAAGCAGCUGAAGCGUCAGCUGGACGAGGCGGAGGAGGAGGCCACGCGGGCCAACGCCUCACGCAGGAAGCUGCAGAGGGAGCUGGAUGACGCCACCGAGGCCAGCGAGGGCCUGAGCCGCGAGGUUCACACGCUCAAGAACCGCCUCAGGCACGGAGGCCCCAUCAGCUUCUCCUCCAGGCGCUCAGGCCGACGCCAGCUGCAGGUGGAGGGCACCUCCCUGGACCUCCUGUCUGAUGAUGAGCUGGAAAACAAGAUCACAGACAACAACGCCAACGAGACGCCGGCUCCACAGACGGAGUAGACGCAGCCUUAGAUCCUCCUCAGCACCAGCAGUCGGACCCCAGCGCUCGCCUUACGCUCCCUCAUGAGUAAAAUGAGCAGACAACCAUUGACGUUUAUCAUUAGUCAUACCAUCAUAUCAAUAGGUUAGUUAUGUUAGUUGAAGUGUAAGAAUAAUCUAGAAUGUGACUGCUGGCUGCCUUGUUGCCUCAGUGGUUUUCACCUGUGACAGUAGGUUAGUGUCGACUUGUACUGAUUCGGUGAAAGCUAAAAAAGCCUUCACGGCCUUUUGUUUUCUUGCUUCUUUGCUCCUGUGCCUUUUUUUGCUCAUUCAAACCAUCUGCUGUUCUCACAUAGAACCAUGCACAAAGUCACGAAGGUAUUUUGGUAAUAGUCAGAAAUCGGCCUUUGAAAUGAGAUGCUGGUGGAAAUGACCUGUUUGUACGUCUUCCUGCAGCUGUUCUGGACGUGUGGUCUUUGUAGAUGGGUGCUAUGACUUUUCCUAUUGAUAACUUUUAUACUUUGUGUUAUUAAGGUUUAAAACGACCCAACAGACAUCAACUGUAUUUAUAUAUCUGCGAUUGUAUCCAGUACAAACCCCACUCAUGCUCAGUAUUGCACAUAGUUAAACUGUACCUACUGUUGACAUGUUCAUGCGUUAUUACCUAGGACUUCUACAAGGAAUUAAAGUCUAUGGAGCCGAA